GGCAAGCGAGUAGAGAAGUGGAGCGUAAGCCAGGGGCGUUGGGGGCCGCGCGGGUCGGGCGCGUGCCACGCCCGCGGGGUGAAGUCGGAGCGCGCGGCCUGCUGGAGUGGGGAGCGCUGCGGACCGAGACGCAGUCUCGCUCUGUCAUGAGGCUGGAGUACAGUGGCGUGAUCUCGGCUCACUGCGAUCUCUGUCUUCCGGGUUGAAGCCAUUCUCCUGCCUCAGCCUCCCGAGUAGCUGGGACUACAGUAAUGGCAAUGCAGAUGCAGCUUGAAGCAAAUGCAGAUACUUCAGUGGAAGAAGAAAGCUUUGGCCCACAACCCAUUUCACGGUUAGAGCAGUGUGGCAUAAAUGCCAACGAUGUGAAGAAAUUGGAAGAAGCUGGAUUCCAUACUGUGGAGGCUGUUGCCUAUGCACCAAAGAAGGAGCUAAUAAAUAUUAAGGGAAUUAGUGAAGCCAAAGCUGAUAAAAUUCUGGCUGAGGCAGCUAAAUUAGUUCCAAUGGGUUUCACCACUGCAACUGAAUUCCACCAAAGGCGGUCAGAGAUCAUACAGAUUACUACUGGCUCCAAAGAGCUUGACAAACUACUUCAAGGUGGAAUUGAGACUGGAUCUAUCACAGAAAUGUUUGGAGAAUUCCGAACUGGGAAGACCCAGAUCUGUCAUACGCUAGCUGUCACCUGCCAGCUUCCCAUUGACCGGGGUGGAGGUGAAGGAAAGGCCAUGUACAUUGACACCGAGGGUACCUUUAGGCCAGAACGGCUGCUGGCAGUGGCUGAGAGGUAUGGUCUCUCUGGCAGUGAUGUCCUGGAUAAUGUAGCAUAUGCUCGAGCGUUCAACACAGACCACCAGACCCAGCUCCUUUAUCAAGCAUCAGCCAUGAUGGUAGAAUCUAGGUAUGCACUGCUUAUUGUAGAUAGUGCCACCGCCCUUUACAGAACAGACUACUCAGGUCGAGGUGAGCUUUCAGCCAGGCAGAUGCACUUGGCCAGGUUUCUGCGGAUGCUUCUGCGACUCGCUGAUGAGUUUGGUGUAGCAGUGGUAAUCACUAAUCAGGUGGUAGCUCAAGUGGAUGGAGCAGCGAUGUUUGCUGCUGAUCCCAAAAAACCUAUUGGAGGAAAUAUCAUCGCCCAUGCGUCAACAACCAGAUUGUAUCUGAGGAAAGGAAGAGGGGAAACCAGAAUCUGCAAAAUCUACGACUCUCCCUGUCUUCCUGAAGCUGAAGCUAUGUUUGCCAUUAAUGCAGAUGGAGUGGGAGAUGCCAAAGACUGAAUCAUUGGGUUUUUCCUCUGUUAAAAACCUUAAGUGCUGCAGCCUAAUGAGAGUGCACUGCUCCCUGGGGUUCUCUACAGGCCUCUUCCUGUUGUGACUGCCAGGAUAAAGCUUCCGGGAAAACAGCUAUUGUAUCAGCUUUUCUGAUGGUGUAAACAGGAGACAGGUCAGUAGUCACAAACUAAUCUAAAAUGUUUAUGCCUUCUGUAGUGUAUUAAUCUCUGUGUGUUUUCUUUGGUUUUGGAGGAGGGGUAUGAAGUAUCUUUGACAUGGUGCCUUGGGAAUGACUUGGGUUUAACAAGCUGUCUACUGGACAAUCUUAUGUUUCCAAGAGAACUAAAGCUGGAGAGACCUGACCAUUCUCUCACUUCUGAAUUAAUGGUAAAAUAAAAUGCCUGAGCUAUGUAGCAAAGGGAA
This is a messenger RNA of Pongo pygmaeus (Bornean orangutan), 1688 nucleotides long. It is a transcript of the gene RAD51, whose product is annotated as RAD51 recombinase. Lineage: Eukaryota; Metazoa; Chordata; Mammalia; Primates; Hominidae. Gene Ontology annotation, biological process: chromosome organization involved in meiotic cell cycle; DNA strand invasion; mitotic recombination. Gene Ontology annotation, cellular component: condensed nuclear chromosome. The record is from RefSeq and is a predicted model, not a curated record. The transcript has 11 exons. The coding region runs from base 252 to 1271 and encodes 339 amino acids. Gene Ontology annotation, molecular function: ATP hydrolysis activity; DNA strand exchange activity; ATP binding.